Messenger RNA from Homarus americanus (American lobster), 1966 nucleotides. Its product is annotated as 4-coumarate--CoA ligase 1-like. Gene Ontology annotation, molecular function: CoA-ligase activity. The record is from RefSeq and is a predicted model, not a curated record. The transcript is spliced from 10 exons. NCBI's taxonomy places the organism in Eukaryota, Metazoa, Arthropoda, Malacostraca, Decapoda, Nephropidae. Bases 26 to 1654 code for a protein of 542 amino acids.
ACAUAGGAAGAAAGUGAAGUGAGGAAUGGGGCCUCGUGUACUAGAGUGGGAGGGGCCGGGUCCUCUCCCGCCUAUUCCUGACACGAACUUCGCCGCCUACAUGUUGGAGAUGAUGGAGGAACAUGGCGACUCUGUAGCUGUGGUAGACGCAGAGACUCACCACCAAAGGACGUUUUCUGAGCUGUGUAGUUUAGUGCCGCGAGUGUCUGCUGGUCUUGCCGCUGCCGGGGUCACACCAGGUGAGGUAGUCGCCGUCAUCACCCCCAACCACGUGGACUACCCGCUGGUGUUACUCUCCAUCCUACACCGAGGCGCCGUCUGUUUUGGCAUUAAUUCCCUUCUUACACCAAAGGAAGUGAACCACGUAUUGAAGAUUAGUGGCGCUUGCUGGGCGGUGGUGCACGAGUCUAUGGUGGCCGAGGCAGAGGCAGCCUUCUCCCUCCUGCCCUCCUCCACCAUCAGGAAGAUGUGGGUCCUCGGGGACGUCUCCGGUAAACCGAGUGUGGCUGAUCUUAUGAGUCAUGAUCCACUGCCGCCUUUCACCAAGGUUGAUGGACUGAACCCAGCUAGAGAUGUAGCCAUCAUAUACAGCUCCUCGGGCACGACGGGGAUGCCUAAGCCCGUCAAACUCUCUCACCGCAACCAACUAACUGUUAUGGCCCUCAAUAAGUGUAUGGACAGUCUUCAUCAAACAGGUAUCAACCGGCGUGAGAUGUACGAGGUGACGUUUAUGGUGUUACCUAUGUCUCAUAUAUAUGGUCAAACCAAUACCAUACUGACGCUACUGUUUGGUGGCACGGUAGUCGUUCUCCCCAAGUUUUCCGCAACACAAUUCCUUGAGGCUCUCCAGAACUUCAGGGUGACAUUGAUCCCCCUUGUGCCCUUCUUAAUCAAGUUCCUGGUCGAGACGCCCCUCUUACACCGGUACGACCUCUCCUCCUUGAAGGUGAUCAACUGCGGCGCCAUGCCACUCUCCUCCGCCCUCGCCGCCUCCCUCAAGCAGAAGUUGAGUGUACAGCUUAAUGACCAAUAUGGGAUGACAGAGGCCUCUUACGCUGUAGCGGAGAAUAUCGUCAGGGUGGGCUUUAAGGACAACACCGUCGGCAAGGUGCUCCCGUAUUUUCAGAUUAAGGUGGUGGAAACGGAGAGCGGAGAGAUGCUGGGGGAGGGGCAGGAGGGGGAGGUGUGUUUCCGAGGACCUUCUACAAUGCUGGGUUACGCCAACAACCCCGUCGCCACCGCCGCCACCCUGGACGCUGACGGCUGGAUACACUCUGGUGACAUCGGCUACUUUGAUCAUGAUAAUUACCUCUUUAUCAUGGACAGACUUAAAAACCUCAUUAAGGUUAAAGGUUUCCAGGUGUCGCCCACUGAGCUGGAAUCUGUGAUCAUGGAGCACCCUGACGUGGCUAACGCAGCGGUGGUGGGCGUCCCGCAUGACAGCCUAGGAGAAAUGCCUCUGGCAUUCGUGGUGGUCAAACCCGGUGCUCACAUACAGGCGAUCGUCCUGCAGCAGUUUGUUGAUAGUCGUGUGGCCUCCUUCAAGAAACUGGCAGGCGGUGUUAAGUUUGUCGACGCCAUACCCAUGAACCCUACUGGGAAGAUCAACAGAAAACUACUAAAGGAAUCUGUGUCCCUCGUUGCUAAACUGUGAGGUCCUUGAGAAACCCAGCAGAAGUAAGAAGAUGAGGGAGACUACUGCUGGAAUUCUUUACCCCCAGGAGAGGAUCAGGGUGAGAUAGCUGUUGAGAGACGAUCAUUAUAUCACAAGUAGAAGUCCCAGCGACGAAUGUUUGGUUAGGUUAGAGGCUUACCGUGUUUCUCUGUCAAAAGUAGGGGUUAAAUAUAUGAGCGUCAGAAGUAUUGUCAUGUUAUUCACUGUACAGAUACCAUACAUUCCAAAGGAAAUUUGCAAAAAGACCCAUAACUUUCGGUGAUGUUUACCGAAGUAUCAGAAAUAGAGUAA